This is a messenger RNA of Schizophyllum commune H4-8, 1247 nucleotides long. RefSeq lists its product as uncharacterized. The record is from RefSeq and is a predicted model, not a curated record. The transcript is spliced from 3 exons. NCBI's taxonomy places the organism in Eukaryota, Fungi, Basidiomycota, Agaricomycetes, Agaricales, Schizophyllaceae. Bases 28 to 912 code for a protein of 294 amino acids.
CACCUUCGACCACAACCACCAUCCCCCAUGCCCCCUCAGUCACACAAGCGCCGGCGUGGUCACCCUCGCAUUCACAAGCACAAGACGCGAGGUCCGAAUGAUCCGCCCUCGAGCGCGAGCUUGCAGCGACGGUGGGGAGAGGCGGCGCGCCGCGCGCAGGCUGCCGCAGAGGGGACGCUUUCCCCCGACGAGGCGCCAGUGAUGGUCUCCUCCAUCUAUAGCUUUAUGCCCGCGCAUCUCAACAUCCCCGCGGGUACACCGUACACGGGCAUGGGAUCGGCAGAGGCCCACCCGGGGACCUUCCACGGAAACCUAUUCUCGGAGGACGUUGUGAACCUCAUGCUCGAGCAGGACUACGGGAGCGUGGAGGCGGGUAUGGCGGCGAUGAAGCAAAUGUAUGCGAACGUGGAUUAUAUCGGGAACGAACCCCCUCCUGGCGAUACGACCGUCCAGCGCGUUGACAUACCCGGCAUCCCCUUCUACAUGCGCCUCUGGACCGGCAUGAUGGACAACUCGCGUACCGUCUGCUUCCACAUCAUGGACGCCGCUACCGACGCGCCCACCCGCAGGCCGCCGGAGCUCACCAUCUGGAUCGACGAGGCCGAAGAUGCGCACUGGCACUCGUCGGGUGAACGGUGCGAGAUGCAGCCGGUGGAGUACUAUAUGCUCGGUCCGGACGCAGAGGUCGAGGUGGAGAACUUCCAGGCGCACGAUGGGGACUUGAUCGAAUUCUUCGUCAGUGGGGAACUCGUGAAGACAGUGCGGCUGCCGUCGCGGGCGUAUACGGGCCCGUCACCGCCGGUCAUGGCGGGCUUGCCUACUCAACUGUCAGGUAACUCGUCAACGCCAGCGGCCACUACCGUCGAAGCCCGGGAAGCGCGUCCUCUGGAGGUGGUCUUCACCAAGGAAUGAGCUACAUAUAUUCAUCAUAUGCAUAUCACUCAGAUUGGACAAGCGUCAACUCACUCUAGCGCUGACUCGUCAAGUCUUGCCAGCGUGUUCUUCUUGCACCCUCCCUCUUCACGAGCUGCUUCUCCCCCCUUCUAACGAGGGGGAAAAUGCUUUCUAGGCAUUGUAUCAAGCGACUUGUACGCUCUGUAAUGGAUCCUGGACUUUGGAAGCCCGUCUGCUGUACUUCAAGUUACCGUUUGUUGUCUGUUUCCUCUUGUCCUGUACCGUCUGUCGUCGUUCAUCGCAUCCGCUUCUGUGGUCAACAAUAUAUCCCCAUCAUGUUGUUUGAAGGUCGA